Messenger RNA from Ricinus communis (castor bean), 772 nucleotides. Its product is annotated as dirigent protein 22. Bases 69 to 599 code for a protein of 176 amino acids. The transcript has a single exon. NCBI's taxonomy places the organism in Eukaryota, Viridiplantae, Streptophyta, Magnoliopsida, Malpighiales, Euphorbiaceae. The record is from RefSeq and is a predicted model, not a curated record.
UCCCUCUCUGAUAAACCUGCACUGGUAAAAAAGCAAAACUCUUUUGUACUUCUUUCUAGCAUUACCCCAUGGCGCUAGAAACCAAACUUGUGCUCCUCUUUGCAUUUCUUUUGUUUUCUGUUAGCCAUACAGAGGCCUUAAAGUCCAAGAUCACCCGUGUGCAAUUCUACAUGCAUGAUAUUGUUGGUGGCCCGAAUCCAACUGCUGUUCCGGUCGCAGGCAGGACCAACUUCACGAGCCAAGACCCAAUUGCAGCUUCCUUCGGGUCCAUUUUCGUGAUUGACAAUCCACUCACGGUCUCGCCCGACCCGAAUUCUACGGUGGUAGGUCGUGCGCAAGGGAUAUAUGCCAUGUCGUCCCAACAAAAAGAGUUCAGUCUCCUCAUGACACUGACAUAUGGGUUCAUUACUGGACCAUACAAUGGUAGCACAUUUAGCGUAGUUGGCCGCAAUCCGGUAAUGAGCGAGGUGAGGGAGAUGCCGGUAGUAGGUGGCACCGGAAUAUUCCGGCUAGCCCGUGGGUACUGCAUGGCAAGGACCCACUCAAUGGAUCAAAUGGAUGCAAUUAUAGGAUACAAUGUGACUUUGUUACAUUACUGAACUAAGAGACAUGUAUGCAAUUUCAUGUCACAAUAGUUACCAUUCAGUUUUCUUAUAUGGGUUUCUUUUACUCAAUUAAUAAGACUCCAAUGCUAUUUAGUAGUAGUUUGAGUUGAGAUUUGUGUAAUAAAGAAUUUAACUUUUGCACGGAAUUGAUCUUUCUUUUCUUUCAA